Molecule: messenger RNA, 15120 nt
Organism: Lymnaea stagnalis (great pond snail)
Lineage: Eukaryota; Metazoa; Mollusca; Gastropoda; Lymnaeidae
Source: the annotation of a GenBank genome assembly
CAAAUUUUCAGCCCCCCCCCCCAACUGCCCAUAAGACAUAAGAGAUAGUCAAAGAAAGGAAAGUAUUUUACACUUCAGUGUAUAUUUGUCCUAAUUUUCUUUCGCAUAUAAAAAUGUGUACAAAUAUUAUUCCAUGAUGUUGCACGAGAAUCUGGCAAUGUCAGUCAACUUGCAAACAGCAAUGGCUGCCCCCAUGAAAACUUAGGAUUUAAUAAUUAACUUACCAUUCAGUAAUGAGUUUGGACUUAGCAUUUUAAACAUGCUUGAAUCAGAAUUUGAGAACAUAAUAUCUCUCAGCAGGUAAUAACUUUAUCGUUUGUGACUAAAGACAACAUUAAACCUUUCCCAAGAAUGGUAUCCUAGCCUUGGCCUCGUAUUUUGAACUUGUAUUUGUAUUAUUAAUUAUUAUUAUUAUUGUUUUUUAGCACUAGUAUUCAGUAACUAGCAGUAGUAGCAGCACCCUUUUUUUUUUCUUUCACUUUUCAGACUGUCAGUAAUAAUAUUAACCAUUUAAAUUUUGAUUUGAAUCAUCAAAAAGAUUCAUUUAUAAUUACUCUUGGUCAUCUACCACUUGAGUGUCCAAACGGAUGAAAACAUUCAUAAUUAAUAAUAUAAAUAUAAUAAUGUUGUUUUGGUUUGAAGUGCUAGUGAUAGUCCUAUCUAUCAUCCUAUGCCUAUGGUUCAUAGUAAGGGCACGGCUAUUUAAAUUUUAAAUAGAUAAUUUUAUGAUCAUAAUAAUAUUCUUUUGAUGAUCCAAAUAAAUGGAAAUAUUUUUUGGCUAAUACUAAUACAUAGAGAUGUCGCCUUGAUGUCAUUUGCGUGUUUAUUAUAGUUGCAGUGAAUUAGGGUUCAGGUUAGGUUUAGUUUAGGCUUAGGAUUCAGGUUAGGUCUAGUGAUAAAUUUUCAUAUUCAUAUAGUUAGGUUUAGUGACAGAAUUAACUGGUUGUGUCAACCAAGAUGGCGGCCAUGUGGUGACAUCUUUAUGCAUUUAUCUGUUUUUUUAAUAAAUUUAAACAAUUUAAUGUAUGACAUAAACAACAGAUUUUAAGUUUAUAUUAUAUCAUUGAUCAUCUCCACAAAAACGAUUGCAGGACGCGCACUUAUAUAAACUGUCUUUUCAGUUUGUGCUUUGUGUGCAUCCUUAUAUUUUCAACAGUCUGUAUGUAGAUACCAGUGUCAUUCGGAUUGACAAAGUUUUGUUGAUGAACAAAAAUGGAGUGUUAGUAGAUUCCAUAUCAUGUCAAUGUCUGAUCUGGUUUAUGUUUGCAUAAGCCGCCCAUCCGUCUGAUACAAUAAGUGAGCCUGGAAAUAUAUAUCUCUCUAUGCACUCCUGUAACGUGAUCACAUGAUGGUCUGGCACUUCAACAAGACAACAGUGCCCAUUAACAUUCUCCCUUUCUAUGUCACCAGAAAUCCAGUGCUAUUAAUAGUCAUUAAUAAUAAAGGAAUAACUGUUUAAAUAGCACUUCAAACUGGACCCACAUGAUUUUUUUCACAAUGGGUGCUAAAGUGGUAGAUUAAUGUACUUUUAACUUAGUGUCUCUUUAUUGUAAUUGUAAGCUUGAUGUUUCCACCUAUUCUACCACUGUUGCCAUCUUUGUUGCCAUGAUGGCAUCUGUCAUGGCUACCAAGACGGCAAGCGUGUAAAAAAUAAAGUAAUGCUAUAACAAAUGUCUGCUCAAAUGGGAGGGGAAAGAAAGAGAAUGUUACUGUUAUAGCUUCUUACAGAAACAAAAUAUGAAUAAUUCAUUAAAAUUUAAUGACCGCCCUUGCGUAAUUUCAGCUGGUACGGUACAUUAAUUUUGUGGUGAACGUAGCAACUUUAUUUGACCAUGUACUGUUAAUGUUUCGUACCAGGAUGAUCGAGUUCCCUUUUGUUUAUUCUUGGAUUGUUAUAAGAGUUCACUUUAAAAAAAAUUAUUAUUAAUACACCAAUGGAAUGUUGUAAAUAUUUCAUUAAGCAGUUAAUUAUGAUAUUUAAAAACGAGGUUAAAUAUUUUUGCACACGUGUGUAAGUUGAAGGGAAAGAGCGACUACAGGUCGUUGACACUUCUUGACACUAUAUAUAAAGGGAUACAAUAAAAUUGUUAUGUUCACUAUGAAAUGGUGGAGCCUGGAAUAAAGUGCUUAAAAGUAUAUUCUAUGAAAAUGAAAUUUGGGGUUUUAAUAUUUUAAAGUGCUUUAAGUUGAGGGAAGGGGCAAUUGCAGGUUAUUGAUACUUCUUACCAGAUAUCUAGAGGGAUACAAUAAAUUUGCUACAUUUGCCACGAAAUUUAUACAUGAGGAAGGAAGCAUUCAUAGUGAAUUAUGCUUAGUGUGGUUUGGGAUCUACCCAUCACGUAAUAUGCUUAGGGCGCGUCUUGUCCUACCCAUCACUGGUAAAAGAAGUUAUCUAACUGCCCCUUAUAAUUUUAUUUUAGAAUGAAUGUGGUGUCACUUUUUAUUCUUUGUUGUUUGCAAAGUGUAGAUUGCAUGAUUGCAGUCUGAUACUGGUAGUAAAUAAAAGUUAUUUAGUAAGUUCACCAGCAUAUGCUUUUAGUAACUACCCCACAAUGCACAUGGAUCACUUUGACAAUUUUUGGUACAAUGGAGAAACUUUGAACUGCAACUUAAAGUGAUACUGGUAUUAAGCAAUAUGUCACUCUCAUUUUUCUGUGCAGAACAGCUGGGAAUGCAUCAUAGAAAGCAAUAACCAGUUUAAAACUUGAUUCAUAACAUCCAUUACCGGUUUGACCAAAAGUAAUAUAAAUUAAUUAAUUAAUCUCCCUACAUCAAUUUAUAAAUAAGCCUUAUUCCAUACUUUAUUUGGUCAUUUACGUUUAACACUUCACUACUGAGUUUCUGAUGAGUGACCUCCCUUUUGUUAAGUAGCAGAUUGUAACUAGUGUUAACUAUUUUCUUUUUUAAUAAUAAUACAAAUAAUUUUAAUUGAGGGCUUUUUAAAUAAGAUUUCAUAGCUUGGUUAAUUAUAAUAUUUUAAAGCAAAGCUAUUUAGCUGGCAUGAGACCUGUCUGUCUAAUCAUUUUGAAAAAUGGAUUUUGAUAUUUCUGGCAUCUUAUGGGUUUUAUUUUCAUAAUAAAGAAUGUAAAAGUGUAUACAUGGUUUUAGGGCUUAUUUUAGGUAAUUGAUUUUAUGUUUGAAGAUGUAUGCCUGAGUGAAAGGAGACUAAACUUAGGUUUCAAGAUUUACACUUAAGUUAGAGUUUUUGCGUUCAGGACGUUUAGCAUUCCCUUUAGGUAGAGUUGUAGAAUGUAGGUUUGAAGGUUACUCUUUAAAAAAUGUUUAAUUGCCGGUACAUAUGCAUUUUUUUUUAAAGCUAAUUAUUAAAAUUUAUUUUCCUUUAUAAAAUUUGUUGAUUUUUAACUUUUUCCAAUUACUUAUAAAAUGUUCUUUAAUAUUUUCACUCUUAUGUAAUGGAAACUUCAAAUAAUGUCUUUUAAAAAAUGUGUUUGUUUAAAAAAAAAACCUUUCCUAAUAGUUGUUGUAAGUCACUAAAACAAGACAUACUCUCCUUUACCCUCCCCAUUUUAUGAGACACAAGCAUGUUUUUUUUUGUUACUUAAAGAUAAAUGCUUAAAAAAAUUGAGUCGUUUUUAAGUUUAAAAAUAUUAAUGGAGGAAUCUGUCAACAUCUUAAUAUUGCUAUAUAAUUUUUAAAGUAAAGGCCAUAAUUUUUUUUUAAAGUAAUUUUAAGUUUUCUAAUGUUAUACUUGAAUUUUUUAAAAUUAAUUAUUGUAACUGCAAUAUAUUAAAAAUAACUGACAAAAUGAUUUUUUUUCCCCAGAUGUCCAAAUUAUGUUUGUUUUCUACCCUUGAUCUUGUAUUUGCCUAUUGGUCUUGCACUAGGCUUGAUAAGGGUGGGGAUCUUUCUUCAUGUUUGCCUGCUGUCCUACAUCUUACCUGCUAGUUUUCCAUUUAAAUGGUAAGAUUUACAUAGGUUAAGACUUGUUUUACGCUAUCUAUAUUGACAUCCUAAUUUUACAGCAAUAUUUUUCUUUAUGAUUUAAUGAUGUUUAAAAACUUAAAUACAUGAUCAUUCUUUUUUUAUAAAAUUAUUUACGAGUUCAAAGCAGAGGCAGUUUUGGGUAUAAAAUGACAGCAUGGCUGCUUAAACUCAUGAAAGUUGUUUAAUUUUAAUUUAUCUGCAGUAUAAUUCUGCGGGCUAUGUUGUCAGUUGCUGGUCUUCCUAUAUCUACUCAAGGGGCCAUUCACACAGAUAACAAAAAGAAAAUCCUUAUAGCAAAUCAUGUGACAAACUUAGAUCCAUUUAUUCUUGCCCUACUGUAUCCAAGUAUUCUGGUAAGGAACAGCCAUUAUUGGUGAAUUUUUCCAUACAAGUAAUGGAUAACAUUUAAUCUGUUAUUUUUAAAUAAAUGUGUAAAAUUUACAUCUUGUGUGAUUGUAUCAAAAUUUAAAUUAGUAUUGAAACUGAUAAAAUUUAUGAGAGUAUCUAUUUUAUUUCUAAAGCAUUAUAUUUUUUGUUUUGUUUGGUAGAUAAUCUGUUCUGACAUUUCAAAUUUCCUAAAGGCACACCUGUCUAUUUCAGACCUUUGAAAGUUCCACAUGGCCAUCUCAGCAACAUAAUUCAAAGCAAUUUGUCCUACCAACUGACAAAAGCCAUAAUGAUGUUCUAAAAAAUCUGAAAGAGAAAGUGGAAGGUAUUAUUUCAGUUAAUCUUCUUUAUUUUUAAUUAUUAUUUUGCCUAGAUGUACCAUGUAGUUUUUAUAAAAUAAAUCUUUCAUUACCAUAAGUAAAAAUGACUCGAUUUCACUUUAAAAAAUAUCAAUGGAAUUUGCUAUAAUUAUAAUGUUGAUCUUUGUUAUCUUCAAUUGCUCCCAAAAUCUAUUUAACCAGAGCUUGGCAACCUACAGCACACCUUCCAGAUGUGGCAUGCAGUUGCUGCAGAGCAAUUUUCAGUAAUACAAAGAAGACCAAAAAAUUAAUAAUAAAUUACCUAAAAAUAUAGUAGAUCAAGUAGAUUUAUAGGUUGUUGGCGCACUGAAUAAAUUAAAAAAUCUCAUAUAGCACGGUAUUACCAAAAGGUUACAGUUACAGAACCCUGUAUUAAUCUACCGGUACAUAUUUUAUGCCUUUUAUGAAUGUUCUAUCAUUUUGGCUUUUAAGAAGAUUGUGUCUGAGAUUGACAGUAAGAAACCAAUGAAAUUUUUAUUGAUGUUUUUUUAGCUUUAGUGUUUGGACCAUUUGAUCAUUAUGUUUUGCAUCUAUGUUAAGGUCUUUGAAUUAAAUAGCAGUAAAUAAUUUGUACACAUUAAAAGAAGGUUUAGGCUGGCUUAUUGGUUUUUUUUAGACAAGGCUGUCACAUUUAUGCAGCUCAUUUUUACAGUUAAAUUAUUCAUCAAGUAAUAUGUUAAUUAUUUCAACCAGUUAGUAAUGACACAUGGAUAGAUUUUUUAAUGUAAAGAAAAUGUAUGGAUUAAUGAAGUAAUUUAUUAAUUUUAUCAUCAGAAAGCAAUGAACCUCUACUUUUUUUCCCUGAGAAGAUUAGAACCAAUGGAAAAUCUACUUUAUUGAAGUUCAGGUUGAUAGCAAACUUUUAUUUUUUAAACAUUCUGAGACUCUAUAUUAAUUUAAGCCCAUUGCUGUUGUCGGUUUUAAAAAUAUUAAUGAACUGAUGACAGUAAGACAGUAAAUUCUUUUAUUUUCUUUAAAUAAAAUGCUAUUGGGUCUAAAAUGUAUCAUUAACUAGAUUGAUUGUAAUCAACAUCAGUUAAACUGACCUCUAGCUCAUUAAUUUACAUCAUUAAUCAAAUAAAUGAAAUGUACUGUACAUUCAUAUUGAAAUAUUUUAUCUUAGCCCACUGCCAUUUGAAGUUGAUUACCCAAUUCAACCUGUAAGUAUUUUAUAAAUUACCAAACCUUUGUUGUCUAAAAAGUUUAGCGCUAUGUCAACUAAAUGUAUUACCUUAUCAUGAGCAAAAUGAUGUCAGACAGGCAAGAUCAGAGAUUGGAACCUUGAAAUCCUCUGCCUCCUCUCAUUCUUCAUAUUUAAAUUUAAACCAUUAAAAAAAAAAACAACCAAUUUUACCAUUCUUACAAAAUAAAUAUUGAUGGCUUUUCAAGACACAUUUUAUGCAGUGUAUGUCCUCAUAGAGGUUUGUCUUAAAUUGUUAAUUAUAUUUUUCAUCAAUAGGUGACCAUUCAAGUUCACAGAUAUCUCUUUGACAUCAAUGUGGUAAAUUAAACGCCCUUGAUUAUGAUUUGUUUUUACUUAUUUGAAGUGGCAAUAUUACAAUCUAUUAACAAAUAUGCUUGCUAGUUUCUUCAUAUGUUUAACCACAGACCACAAGGUGCCACCAGUUAUAUUUACACAUUUUGCUGUUGCAUAUGUUAAUGUUUUGCUAAAAGUUAAGACUUAAUGUUUAUUGGUACAAGAUAAUGAACUGUGCUGGUACCGUACCUGUAAUAAUUUUCCUAAAAUAGGUUUUGAUAAAUUUUUAAUGUUCUUUCUGUGUUUCCAGUCAACCUAUGCAAGUUCAUUUUAUGAGGAUUUGAUUUGGUGCCUGCUGCUUCCUGUCACAUGUUUCAAGAUUAAGUGGGUUGAAAAUUAUUACAUUUAAGCAGAGAAUGUAGAAAAUUUCUUUGAAUUGUUUAUUGAGAGAGAUGUGGUGAAUUUCUAUUGAACUUGUAUUCCUGCAUUGUUAAACCCAACAUCUUUCUUAUUCAAACUUGCCAUAAAAAUAAAACUUAUUUAAAAACUAGGUGUUUACCCAUUACGGAGAGGAAGAAAGAUGAAAGUCGGGAAGACUUUGCAAACCGUGUUCAGUCCAACAUGGCCAAAAGUUUGGGGUUUAAUUCAUCUUCUUACAGCUCCUAUGAUGUCAAGGACUUUAUCAAAAAAAGAAAAUUAUCAGACAAAGGUAAUCCUCGAUAAUAGGAGUUUAGAUACUGGGUAUCCAAAAGUAAGAUAAACUCUGUCUUUAUUUAUGUUAAUAUAGAUCAUAAAGAUAAAUUUAUAUCCUAAAGAUUAUGAGCUAUAAGAUUUCAUUAUGUGAUGUCACUAUAAAUAAGUGGUUUGCUGUUCAUUCUUAAAUAUUAUAAAAUUAGAGCACAUAUUAUCUUUCUAUAGCAAUGGUAUUUUCAAUUCAUCAUUGAAAUAUAUUAUAAUUUUAUUAUUAUUUUUAAAUUAACAUAUUCCAUCAAUUGAAAUUUAGGUUUGGCAAAUUUUCAUAAUUAUUGUGCUUCCGGUAAAAAAAAUUUAAAAAUGUAGAUAUCCAGCCUUGUGUUUUCUUGGUCCAAUAUGUGUUAAUGUGAUAAGGAAGUUGCCAUUGUCAGAAGCUACCCUUUAAAAAAAAAAUUCCACCAUUUUGAUAUUGCAGCAUUGCAACAUGAGCAGAAACAUGAAGCUCCUCGCCCCAAGCAUAUCACAGCAGAACCUGUUAGUGAGGAUGAUGAGCUGCAGCGAAUGGUCAAACAAGUCAAAGAUGUUCUCCCUGACACACCCACACACAGUAUUCUCACUGACCUUAGUAAGUUGACCAUUGGCAUUAUUCAAUCAUUGGGUUCUGUCUUUAAUGUAGAAAAUAAAACACAAGUUAAUUUUUAGAUGAGUUAUCUAAGCAUUUUUUUCAUUGAAUGCCCUUAAAAUUUAAAAAGUAAACAAAACAUGAGCUAUUUGUUUUAACAAAUGCAUAUAAAAUAUACUAAAUGAUGCUGUACUGACAAAAAAAUUUUUUUAAGCUGGUGAAAAUGUUCCUUGUAAUACCGGUACUAACAGCCAUUAGAGCACUGGGCAUAAGUUACAAAAACACAUUACAUUUUUGUCAAGAGAUAAGAGAUGCACAAGAAAUUUUUAAAGACGCUUUUGACUAGGCAAUCUGGAGCUUACUAUUUGGUGCGCUCUUUAAAACCAAUUUUUUCCCAACUGCUAGCUCUCAUCAUGACAUUCCAAGAAAAUAAUCAUUAAAUAAUUUUCCCGGUCAUGUAAACCAGGAAAAUGGGCAAUCUGGUUUGAAAAUUUUCCGGCUAGGUCUGCUAUUUUUUAAUUUGAAAAAAAAAAUCAAUAUAUUAGAAUUCAUUGAAAAUUAAUGUCAUCUAUUUUUAGCCCUUCUGUUAUCAAAAGAACAUUGAAACAAUGCUAGUCGUUUCCCAUUAACUGCUCAGACUUUGUCAAAGAUCCAGCUUUACCAAGGGCUACCCUGGUUGCUUGGGGCCAUCCAUAUAUUAAUAGGGUGGAUGGGGAGAGCAUUGCUGUUGACUAUUCUGGCUGAAGAAUAGAAGUAGAAGCAAUUAAAAAGUUUCAAAAUGAGCUAAGAAAUGCAAAGCAAAAAAAAAAAAUGGCAAAAAGACAUAAUUUAAAGCACCGGUACUCCUGCAUCAGGUGCAACAGAAACUGACACACUAGAAACAGACUCUCAAGUCACUCCCAUAGGUGUUAAUAUUAAACUACACUAUAUCAUCUCAUGAAGACAGAUAGAAGCUAAUUAAUUCUCAACUCACCAUUCAUAUUAUUGUAAGAUUUGUGGAUCGAUCAACAUGUUUAUUUCCAUUUCAAUAAGCAACAUUUAUUAAUUAUCAGCCAUUUGCCGAAGGCUGUAAUUGAAAUCACUUUUGGAAAAAAUAAGUACACAAACUCAAAGUAGACCUAGACAAUGACCAUACUAACUUAUGCAUUUUUAAUUUCUAGAAAAAACAAGGGAUGUGGAUGUUACGAUCACCAAUAUCCUAGAAGGAAAAAUCAGUCCAUCAAAACCAGAUGUUGCCGUACCACGUUCCAUGGUAAGAUGAUCCAUAAAACUCUCAGGACACAUUAGAUAAAAACAGCUAACUUAUACCAUGAAAUGAACAAUUUGCUGAAGCACUAAUUCUUUUUUUUUUUGUUUACCUUUGAUAUUUUGCAGACCCCUGCAUAUUUCAUCAACAUUUUCAUUAUGUUAAUUAAACCAUGUUAAUGCAGCAAAAAUAUAAUUUUAAUGAAAAAGACUCCAAAAUAAAUUUGACUGAAUUUUUUAAAAAGAAAAUAUGACUUUGAGGAAAGAUUAAGAGCCAAAGAUCUGUGGUGCAUACAUAAAUAAAAAAUUUUAUUAUUAUUAUACAUAGCAGUAUUAGCAGUGGGGUCAGCAGCCAUUUAUGGCAAGGGUCUACAAGGAACGCAUCCCUUUUGAUGCUAGUUAUUCAUCACUAUUCCCUUGAACUAUUGAGAUGACAUAUUCAAAAUAGAAUAUGUUAUUGUUAUUUACCUUUUUAUUAGGACUGAAAUAAUUGCCACCAUGUGUCAUGUAUUCAAUUGAAAUAACGAUAGAAACAGGGUAGGAAUCAUAAUUACUCCUAUGUUGCUGAUGACGGAUAUGAGGUGGGUAGUGGCAACCUCAUUUGUCACUUAAUUGUCACAUUGGAGAUAGCAUUGGUGGGUCGUGGAGCACAAGCUCAUAAUUACCACCCCCCCCCCCCCCCCAUGCCUGGCCACCAGACCACGCGAAAGCUCGCUGGGAACCUCCCCCCUGGCCUGGGGACGUCUGGUCGACCAAAAACGCUGCGUUUAAAGCGUUCACAGGCCACUCUCCUUGGGUCUGAGCGGCUUUGCUUUCUCUCCUGGGAAAAAGUGUUGCAUUACUCCCUCCACCACCCAGGGAGUUGUACGGCUAGGACGAAACGGUCGCCUAGGAGCGGCUCUCUCAGAGCAUCGUAGUUAAAAUCAUCAGUAUGGGUUUUAACCACCACCCAGACCUCAUAUCCAUUAACGGCAACAAGGAAUCAUGUUAUUGCUUACUUCCGUUGCGUUGGAAGUCAUGCAAGUGGCCCGGGUUUUUAAGCUCGGGAGGACAGAGCCUCCCUACUAGUCUACAACGCCACGAAGAGGCAAAACCCCAUGUGGAAUCCUCCAAGUUUCCUCGAAGAUGCUCCGCUUCCGUGGAUAGGGCAACCUCAUUCAAAUGAUUCUAUACACACAGCCAUUGAGGAAGCUCUUCCUAGGCAACCUCUUCAUCCCAGCUUCCUGGUGAACUAUUUACUAGGUAGAAACUCACUGUAGAAAACCCUAGUGGAGUGCAUCCGACGCUUCUCCGGUAUGGUUGGGGGAGAUAUUAGGACAAAAAUGUGGCAUCCCGACCCCGGGGAAAGUCAAUUGGACUGGAUAUCCUUGGGCUGAGAUUGCCCCCCUAAAGCUAGUCAAAGGAGUGAAGGUACGGGCAUGAGUUGACCUAGCAGGAGGAGAUCUCCAACCGGCCGCUUCACAGCCCGAUAUUUAGGCGAAUUUUCAAGGGUUGCUUUGGGGAGGGCACUAAGAGCUUUGACUUGAUGGACUCCAAUUUCUUAAGUACAUAUUAGGAUUGAAAGAUAAGAGGACAGAAAUAUUACUGCAGAGACAGUUUGUUAAUGAGCACAUAUAAAAAAAAUUUUUUAUCAACAGCAUGAAAGCCUUUCCUUUAAAGCCAGUAAAUUUGAGAGUCUAGCUUUGGCACGACAGCUGUCGUUUGCUGAACGUAAGCAAGCUAUGUUGGAAGCUGCAAGACUGAAGUACCGAGUCAAACAUGGGCUUUAAUAACAACAUGGAAGAAAACAAUCAUCCAUUGGAGAAAUCACUUUCUUUGAAAUAGACAGUUAUGUAAAAUAUAAAUUUGGUAAUAAGUAUGUCAAGCAAAAUAUCUUGUAAUAAAAAUUAAGCAUAUGUUUUGAUUUAUAUUUAUUCUUAUUACUUUAUUUUUCAUUUACAAAGCUUUGAAGAAUUUAUUGUGGUGUGUCCUUUUAUAAUUGUAAUACUUAAUUAAUUCAAAUUAAAGAGUUCCAAGUUAUAGUUCAUGAAAUUUUUUAAAACGAUAAAAUGGUUAGAUUGGUGUACAGUACAAGUAAUGCAAAGGGCAUCUGGGCUGGGAGUGCCUUAUAUUUUUCCUUGUGUUUUUAGAUCAGGAAUUUAUAUAUUUAAACUUUCUUUAAUAAUUCACUAAUGCAUAGGCUUAUUUAUGUGUUAGUAACUUCAUGUAAGACAAAACAAAGUAAUAAUGGUUUUGGCUAUAAGCCAUCUUGAGCAAAAAACAUGCAUUGGAACCUGUGUAUUUGUUAACCCAGGGCUUUUUAACUCAUGUGUGGCAAGAUUUUGUUGUAAAGAACAGAAUUUAAAAAAUUUUUUGGGGGGGAUAAUAAUUUCCUUCAUUGUUGCUCACCACCAAAACAGCUGAUUUUUUAAAAACAAAGUACGUGGUGUGUCGCAGAAUUAUUGCAGUUAGUUACAGUGAUUGUGUCAUAAAUAAAAGAGGAAAAGAUUAUUAUCCAUCAGAUAUUAUACAUAUAUCGGUAUGUAUAUGUAUAUACACAUGCACACACAUGUAUUUAUGUUUACUGACAUAAAUUAAUAUAUUUAUAUUUCGUACAUAAAUCUUCAACUUAGUUGUUCACUGACAUAAUUUGUUUUUUUGUUGCAUGUGUCAUGGGGCACUUGGGUAAUAAGGGGAGAGACUGCAAUCAGGUUAGCACAAUAUGAAAUGAGUAAAACAAAUGAAAGGUUAAACCUGAAAAAGGAACGUAACAAAACAACGAACGUGUCGGCAGGAAGCCUUUCGUCAGCGAAUAAAACAACAGAAAAAACAGAAUAAAAUUAAAACUUAAAAAUAGCACUUAGCUUAGAAAUAGUAUCUGAGAGGGCAGCAAACGAAUUCAUGGCAACAAAACAUGAAAGGCUUUGCUCAACAAAAUAUUAUACUCUCUUUAUUUCACGCCAACCUAAAUUAUUAUUGUUCAGAGGUUGCCAAUCCAAAUACAUCAUGUUGGACUUUGUCAAAUAGGCUCUAUGUGCCCAUGUGAACUUUAUGAAAUGAAGAUAACUAAGGUAAAAUCAACAGUGCAAAGCAAAAUUUGCUGAUGGUUAAUGAAAACAUUUUUAUUCACUUCAAUAUCAAUUGUGGUGCUAUUUAAAAUAGAAAACAUUAAGACAGGCCAAACAUAUUCUUUUUCUACAUUUGGUUUCUAUACUUUGAAAAAAAAUAUGUAAGUUAUUGUAGCCAAACAUUGACUAGUCAAGUUAUUCCACUUCUUAUUCAUCCCAAAUUUUGUUUUUAUAUUAAAAAUCUUUCCGGAAAAUGCCCCAGGAUCUGCUGUAACUUGUGAAAAGGAAAUAAAAAAAAGCCACUAGCUCAGUUUUCUUGUCUUAUAAUCAAUGGAGACUGGCUACUUUUUCACAGCCCACCCUGUAUAAACAUAUUUGACUUUAAUUAUAAAUUCAUUAUGUUGAAAAUGAAUUCCCUGUAAGAUGUUACCAAACAUGUAUGGGUGUACAAAAAAAAAUAUGUACACAAGUAAAUUUCAGACAAUAAUUGCAUUUUUUGUGUGAAAUAAGUAUAGCCUAAGUACAGUUUUGGAACUGGGCAAAGCAGAACUCAUCACACAGAUGUGUGCUUUGCAACACGCACCCAAAUUUCAAAUACAGUUUAAGAUCUUUACCACACUGGGCCUCUGUACCACACUGAAAACAAUUUUUUUUGCAUCCUAGGUGGAAAACUCUACAAUGUUCCACAAAAGUUCCAGGAACAUCAAAACAACCAGCAGCAGGGACCUCCAGUUGUUCCCGAAAUGGGAAACUGGCUUUGAUAUGUGGUGGGCCAUGCCCUGGUAAAAAAUGUAUGCUACCUCUUGCAUAAAACAUUCAUUAAGUGGAACUCUCCACCUCUUGCGACUGUUUCUGCCAGUAGGAUAGCAUACCAGUUGAUCACGUAUGUCUACACCACCCAUAUUGGCAUCAUAGAUCAGUACAAGUCGUGUACUUAAGUUCAAAAAAAAAAAAAAUUGUCAAAAUAAAAAUGAUGUCUUUUAGUUUUAUUUAAAUAAGGUUCCUAAAUUUCUAAUGACAUUAUAAACAGUUAAUUGGGCAUAACAAUGUCAGAUUACCAAUGUAAAAUUCAAAGUCCACAAGAGAUGUUAAAGUUGAGUCACAGCAGCACACACUUUUCACCCAAUGGGUAAAGCUUCCUUUCAAACAUUGCUUACCCAAUGGGUAGGGCUUCCCUUUCAAACAUUGCUUAAACUUAAAGGAUAGCAAACCUCUGAAAGGAAUCAGUGCUUUAUCAAAGUCCUUUGAAUGAAUAAGUUGCCUAACACUAUCAAGUGGCGCUAACUGUGAGCCUUGAUGUCUAAAUCAAACAGUUCUUUGAUAUAUUUAUAGAAAGUACAGUUUGGGUCUUGGGCAGCAUCACUUAGUUCCAAAACAGAAUCCUUUUGGAAAGAAACCAAUAUUUCUCCAGACUUGAGCCCUUUAAGAAUAUUGGAUUUAGUUUCAUUGGCUUGCUUGCUGAGCUGCUUCAAGUCAUCCAGCUUUUGACCAAGUUUAGCUAAAAGGUACAAAAUGACAUUUUUGUAAAAUCUUUAUUAUUAUUUUCUUUAACAAUGAAGUGUAUAACUCCACAAAGUAAUUACAAUUAUCAUCACAAUGAAACCUGUGAAUGGAACAAACCCUGAGCACUGAAGCGGACAUGGUGCUAUUGGAGGGAAGGUGCUAUUACUAUUUGCGGGUUCAGCCAUAACAAUGAUCAUGCAACAUAACUUGAAAGAAGAGGACAUCUGCACAUUGAAAAUAAUAAGAAAUGAGAAAAGAAACAGAAAGUGCAUGCAUUUACAUGAAUCAAUCAAUUUAAUUCUCAAGAUAUGAAAGAAUGUAUGGUGUAAUGGUCAAUAGUGUGCAAAAUAAAGUUUCUGAUAACUAAGCUAUAUGAGAUUCUCAAAUAUACAGCAAGUGCAUCUGGUGCAUAAUUUUUUCUUUUGGUUUUGAACAGUGCAGGUAGUCUCAAUUUAAAUAAGAUGUAAUAAAUCUGCAAUGUAAAAGAGGGGUGGGACAUAAGAAUAUAAUAUAGUUUAGGGUGCAGUGGCAUUUUGAGGGGGGGGGGGUGGUAAGCACUAAUUGGGAUUCUAAUAAAGUGCAUUACUUAUUACUUGCAUGCAUGUUUUGUAGAUGGGAAGUUCACCAAUUUUUUUUCGGGAUAUAACUAGUGUAUAAUAACCACAGAACAAUGAGACUUGGCAUAUGAGACUUAAACAUUCUUCAUGCAGUUCAAGUACAUGUAGCCAAUAGGUUUUGACAAAUCUGUUAUGAACAACUUAACACUAGAUUAAAUGUGUAUUGCAGUAAUAUCGUUGUCUUGCAAUCACUAUGUGUUAGGAAGAUUUACACAUGAUAACCACAGUUCAUUCACAACCCUCGUGGCAUAACUAAUGACAAAAUGCCGUUUCAUCAUGACUUAAGAAACACACAGCUUGAUAGCAAGCAGACAGAUUAGAGACCCAAAGGGUCUGCGCUAGACCUUGUGUAUGAUGUAAUUCUGCACCAACAUGGUGAGGCAUGUGCUAUUCGCAUGGGUAAACACGCUUUUAUCCCAUAGAACCCUUGUGCAUUUCAUGUUUGACAGGAUUUGCGCUACUUCAAGGUGUUUUUUUGUUGUUGCGUAUUUGCUAUUUCAAAGUACCCGGUACACUAUUCACUGGUUUCACUUUACAUAUUUUAAUUUGAUUGCAAGGAGCAAAAGUCAAUUUUUGUGUACCGGUACCAUCCUUAUGAAAAUAGUUUCAGUGAAAAUUAUGUUUGAGCUUACAUUUAGCUAACCAUGCUGCAACACAUUUCCUCAAUAUGAGAUCAGCUUGAUGAAUUAAACUUGAAGAGCACUGAAUGCGAUUUUUUGAACUCUCAUCCUCACACGAUGGUUUAGCAGGUUGGACAGGAUUAAUAAAUGCCUUUUCUAUACAAGACAUUAUCUGUUCUCUGUAAGGGAAAGCGAAAUUACAUUUUGAUAAUGGAAAAAAUUAUUUCUUCUCAAUUACUUUAUUAGAGUAGAGCUAAGUAAACAGAUGUUUCAUAUUAGAAUUGUAGCAAACCUGUGAGAAAAAAAAUGUAUCCUCUAAAAGAAAAGAAAAAAUUCUGCUCCCAGCUUACUACUUUAGAACAUAAAGCAAACAGUCAGGGCAGCCAUGGAAAAUAAUGGCCCAACUUGGGAAUUACCCAGAAGGUAAAUUUCCUGGAACUUCUCCUAACCAAGCCGAUAUUGAAAUUUAUGCUGAAGUGGACAGGGUGAUGUCUCUUUUGCUAGUCUCUAUGAAGAACCCUGCCCUAGCCAUUUCUCCCUUCAUAACUAGUCGGAAGGCUGACUUCCAACAAGAAUCGAAUCAUCCUUGACACAUAUGUGUGAUC